This is a messenger RNA of Cyprinus carpio (common carp), 5899 nucleotides long. Its product is annotated as vascular endothelial growth factor receptor kdr-like. The record is from RefSeq and is a predicted model, not a curated record. Gene Ontology annotation, cellular component: signaling receptor complex. Gene Ontology annotation, biological process: positive regulation of kinase activity; multicellular organism development; cell surface receptor protein tyrosine kinase signaling pathway. NCBI's taxonomy places the organism in Eukaryota, Metazoa, Chordata, Actinopteri, Cypriniformes, Cyprinidae. Gene Ontology annotation, molecular function: ATP binding; transmembrane receptor protein tyrosine kinase activity.
AGAACCCCAGCAGAAAAGCCAAAGGCAGUGCUGUAGUUUAUCAGUCGGUUGGCAUUAGUUCUUUCAUCGUUAUAUUAGUGUUGGACCUUCUUUACAGAGUCUAGUCUUCAAAAUUUCAUUCACUCAGUUUUAGGAAGGAAGAGCAAACGUCGCACCUGCCCUCGGGAGUAGUUUGGUGCACCGGGGCAGGCGCUGUACCAUGCGAUACCUUUACAGUCACUGAGAGACUACGAGAGGUGUUUUCACUCCAGAGGCAUCACUGAAAGAACAGUCUCUGUCAUAUCAGCGGGAACUAUACGCAUUUAAACUAUACGGGAACAAGUUAACCGUUCACCGAGAGAAAUAACAGUACUUGGACUAUAACAGCCUCAUCCAAAUAGGCUAGUGACAGCUGAUUACACGGAAUAUGCUUAUUUUAUCGGACGAAAUGACCUCUGUUCAAACCUCAGUCAAAGGCUUCUUUACUUUUCAGCUGCUUCUCAGUUUCUUCUCAAGGGGGUUGGUAGAGGGAUCUCAUCUGCCUGAUCCACAGCUGCUUCCUACUGGAGACACACACCUUCGGGAUGUGGGUGGCAAUCUCACACUCAUCUGCAGAGGAUCAACUUUCCUGCACUGGAUGCUGGCUAACAGAGAUGUGUCAUCGGUACGGAUUGAGCCAUGUGAGGAGAGAAUGCACAAGCACUGCAGCAAGCUGGUCAUACACAACCUGAGUCACAAUGACACUGGCUUCUACACAUGCAGUUACCAAAAGUCUAGCAAUCAUGAGGUGUCCACAUAUCUUUUCGUUAAAGAUCACAAUCAUCCAUUUGUGGAGGCUCACAGUGUAGCACAACCGCUUUAUGCAUAUCGGGAGGAACGUUUUUUAGUGGUCCCAUGCAGAACAACAUCCCCGAAUCAACAUGUUAUCCUUGAGACUAUGAAUAAUCCUAUGACAGAUCAUGUAAAAAGUAGGAUGGAGUGGGAUCCAAAGAGAGGUUUCAAGAUUCCCUUGAAACCUUUUGACAGCUACCAAAUGAUUACGUGUAUUACCAGUGUGGAUGACAAACAAUUUUCAUCAGUCUACAUGCUCUUAAGGAUAACGGCGGAGCUGGAAAACAUUGGCAUCAAACCAGAACGACCAAAAGUACUGGUCGGUGACACCCUGAUCCUCAACUGCUCUGCAGAGACCACUUACAAUGGCAUAAUUGAUUUUAAGUGGCAGAACCCUAAGGGUCAGAUCAAUCAAGAAAUGAAAAAGAAUAGGGUCAUAUCUGGUAAAACCGUCAUGAUGAGUAAUGCAUUAAUCAUGCCAAAUGUGACAAUGGAGGACAAGGGCACGUAUGUGUGCAUAGCAUCAAUUGAAGACAAAAAGCUUAUUAAUUCAACUAAAGUAACUGUAUACGAGCAUCCAUUCCUCAAUGCGACCCAUAAUAAACGCAAAUUCAUUUCUGCCAUAGAGGGUAGAAAGGUGCAGUUUGAGCCACGGGUCAAUGCCUUGCCAGCACCAGACAGAGUGUUGUGGUACAAAGAUGGAGUUGCCAUUUCAGAAAAUUCCACGUGUUAUGAGACAGCGGGCUACAGCCUCACCAUAAAACAAGUGAGGCAGAAGGAUGCUGGGAUAUUCACUAUUGCUCUGUCAAACCAGGAGAGGGGUCUCUACAGAAACCUCAGCUACAGGCUGGAAGUCAGAGUGAAGCCAAAGAUCUUUGAGGAGGAUGUGGCUCCAGGGGGCCCACAAGCUUACAAAUAUAAUGAGGGGCACCAGCUCACCUGCACUGCAUUUGGGAUUCCCAUGCCAAACAUUACCUGGUUCUGGCAGCCGUGUGACACCAGCCCUGAUCUUACAGAGUGCAAACCUUACACUGAUCCUCUGCCUGUUGGAGAUGUCACUGAAUCGCACAACCAUUAUCCUCAUAAUUUGAUUAAGGAUGUGAGGAACAAGGUUGAAUUAUUAAAAAGUAAAAACAAGACUGUAAGCAUUCUGAUGGUGGAAACAGCUACUGUGUCAGGGAUCUACUCCUGUACAGCAAAGAAUGAACUUGGGAACCGGACCAUGAGAAUCCCUUUCUAUGUGUAUAAUCAGACACAGCCGCUUGAGAUUGGGCCCUCGACAGCUGUUGCAGGAGAUGACGUUACAUUGACCUGCAGAGGCACAAGAUACCUCUACGAUAGGUUGCAUUGGUUUGGUCCACAGGGCCACAUAGUUCCCAAAGGCCAAGCAAUUCUUCGGAUCGAGCCCUACACCAUAUCUUUGUCCAUCAAGUUGCCCAAUGUCUCUAGAAACCACACACUGGGCUAUGAAUGCCGGGCUUUAAACAUCAACUCCAAUAAAAUGGUCAAUACAACAUCUCUUUUGACUAUUAAUGAGAGGAAAAGGCCCACACUGAUGCAGAAUCUGACCAAUCAGGAUGUGAACAGCAGCAGCACCCUGACUCUGGCCUGUUGGGCUGAGGGUGUGCCAGAACCCGAUAUCAAAUGGUACAAAGACAAGACUCCUGUCACAGAGGGACCAGGUAUCACUCUAAAAGAUGGCGUUCUGAUCAUUGAGAGGGUGAAGAAGGAUGAUGAGGGCAUUUAUGAAUGCCAUGCCAGCAAUGAUAGAGGGGAAGCAAAAACUAGUGCGGUCAUUACUGUAGUGGGAGAAGACGGUAAACCAAAUAUUGAGGUGAUCAUCUUGGUUUCUACUGGAGCAGCAGCAACGUUUCUUUGGAUAAUGCUCAUUCUCUUUGUCCGUAAAUUAAGAAAGCCAAGUUCAGCAGAUUUAAAGACGGGGUACCUGUCCAUCAUCAUGGAUCCCGACCAGAUCCCCCUUGAUGAGCAGUGUGAUCGUCUGCCCUAUGACAGCAACAAAUGGGAGUUCCCCAGAGACCGCCUCAGGCUCGGUAAAACUUUGGGCCAUGGAGCAUUUGGAAAAGUUGUAGAGGCCUCUGCAUUUGGCAUAGACAAGAUUUCUACUUGCAAAACGGUGGCAGUGAAAAUGCUGAAAGCCGGAGCUACAAAUAAUGAAUGGAGAGCUUUAAUGUCUGAACUGAAGAUUCUGAUCCAUAUUGGUCAUCAUCUCAAUGUAGUCAAUCUGCUAGGAGCUUGCACAAAGCGUGGAGGUCCACUAAUGAUAAUCGUGGAAUACUGCAAGUAUGGAAACCUUUCCAACUACUUGAGAAGUAGGAGGGGAGAUUUUGUGGUUUACAAGUCUCAGGACGGAAAGGCUCUGCGUUCCAGCUCCGGGUGUGAUCUGAGCGAGCUCAUCAAGCGCAGGUUGGAGAGCGUGGCCAGCACCGGAAGUUCAGCCAGCUCCGGCUUCAUUGAAGAUAAGAGCUACUGUGACUCGGAGGAAGAGGAGGAAGAGCAAGAGGAUUUGUAUAAGAAAGUGCUCACACUAGAAGAUUUGAUUUGCUACAGCUUUCAAGUGGCUAAAGGCAUGGAGUUCUUGGCUUCAAGAAAAUGUAUUCACCGUGAUCUGGCCGCACGUAACAUCCUGUUGUCUGAAAACAACGUUGUGAAGAUUUGCGAUUUUGGACUUGCAAGAGAUGUAUACAAGGACCCAGACUAUGUCCGCAAAGGAGACGCCAGACUUCCCUUGAAGUGGAUGGCUCCAGAGGCGAUAUUUGACAAGAUCUAUACCACUCAAAGUGACGUGUGGUCUUUUGGAGUGCUAAUGUGGGAGAUCUUCUCUCUUGGUGCCUCCCCUUACCCUGGCUUACACAUUGAUGAGGAAUUCUGCUGCCGACUGAAGGAGGGCACCAGGAUGAAAGCUCCUGAAUACUCCUCCUCUGAAAUAUAUCAAACCAUGUUAGACUGCUGGCAUGGAGAACCAUCCAAGAGGCCCACUUUCACAGAGCUGGUAGAGAGGCUAGGAGAUCUGCUACAAGCUAGUGUGCAGCAGGAGGGAAAACACUACAUCCCAAUCAACACGGCCCUGUUGAGCAAAGCAGACCCCUCAAACCUGAGACCCACAGAGGGGACCUCCACCAGACCUGUCUCUCUUAGAGAUUCCGGGACGGCUUGGAACAUCAAGAUCCGCCCAGCGAGUGUGAAGACCUUUGAUGAAGUAAUCAUGGAGAAUGGAAGCAACAAGAUCCACGAGGGAGGCCAGUCAGACAGCGGAAUAGGUCUGUCUUCAGACGACCUGAAGACACUGAAGCGUCUGGAGUCACUGGCCAGACCCCGGAGUUUCAUGGCCCGAGCGAUGAAGAGCAAAAGUAAGGAGUCAGUUCUGCUGGAGGGCGAGAAGGAGAAAUACCCACUACUUGUUCCCUCACUGGUCCUGAGUCUGGAGGACUCUCUCGACCCAGAGCUGGAAUGUCAUAGCCCACCUCCAGACUAUAACUAUGUGGUCCGUUACUCCACACCACCUGUUUGAGUUGAUCUGCAUUCUUUAGCCACCAGAAGUGUCACCCGGUUUUGGAGGAUCUGAUUGGUUGGGUCCAUUUUGUCUCUGCACAUUAGAUCUCUUUUAUUUUCCCCCACUUUAUUCUGUACUGGACUGGUCAUUCAGAGUUUCACAUUUUCUCUUUCUGUGCACUUUUUCAAGGUAGUGUGUGAGUACAGUGGGCUGCCACUCGUAUCAUUGUGGCAGUCUGACAUACAAACGGACCACCUCAGGUAUUCCUGCAGUCUACUGUGAACACAACAAGCACAUUUUAUUACAAUAAUGGCACUGUUUUUCCCAGCAUUUUUCAUACAGAAUGGUGGCUAAUUAUGAAAUCAUUUGUUCAGUGGUUGGAAUGAGAGGACAAAGGCAAUUCUUAUUUUAUUUCUAGAUAAAUAUUUUAUUGUAAUGAAAACUGGAAUUUUGGUUAUAUGGUAUUCUAUUUUUAUUUUGCUAAAAUUAUUUCGGAGCUCACUAAAGCUCUUUUUCGUUUUAGGAAAAUAUUUUUCUUUAGAAUAAAUUUCACUUAUAUUUUACUCUGUCAGACGCAAAUGUCAAACAAAGACCACAGAUCAUGAAUAAUUGAAUGUGCGGUCUGAAAUUCCUUCCCGGAACUCAAUCUGAAAUUGCAGGACACAUGAUCAUCAACACUACGGAUGCACAUUGUAUUUCCAGGAUCUGUUGCUUCGGCCUGAGGGCCGUUUUCCUGAGUCUUGUUCAAUGAAGAUAAAAUAAAUCACCUUUGUUCCCGCAUAUAGUAUUUUUUUAUCCUCAUAGCUCUUAAUCUGGAUAAUUUUAAAGAAAUUAGUCAAGCUUAACGUUUAACACAUGGCAGAACUCCGUUAUCAUUCAGUCUAUCACUGUGAAAAAUGUUUCUAAAGCCUUAUCAAGUAAAUUAUUCAUGCACAUUUAAUAGGAAACAUUCUGUUAAUUAUCGAUCAAAUGUGGACCACAAUAAAACGGCCUUGCUCUGUUCAACAAUAGUUACACUGCGUUGUGUACUUUCCAUAUUUAUGUUGUUUACACUACUGUAUACAUAACAGCACGUAAUAUGUUGUGCAGCUAUUAACCAGAGGAACGUAUUCUGUUACUGAUUCAGUAGUCUUUCAUGCUAAAAUACUACUAAAGCUUGCAGGGCAGGCUGUAAUAUUGUCAACAGGCUGGUCACUAUAUAAAUGGUCAUGAUGAUUAUAGUAAAAACCUGCACACAUGUAGGUGCUAUCAGUAUUAACUACUUAACAUGACGGAAUGGGUGGGAAAUCAUUGCAUUGGCUAAAUCAGAUUGGAUAUUGACAGUUGUAAAAACAGUUAGGCCUGUUAUUGCUAAUUAUUAUUAAGUCCAAGUACUACAUUCAAAGUUGAUGGACUGUCUUCCAAAUAUGAAAUGUAUAUACUAUCAAAUGAUGCUUUCAGUAAUGUUAUUUUGACUGCCUGGUAUUUGUGAAAUAAAUUUGUAUGCACUGAUAUUUUCUACAUAUAUUUGUUUUGUAUUAUAAUUGUAUUUUAAUAUUAACCAAGCAUAAAUAAAGAUCUAUAUAUUUAUAUAUAGCA